Messenger RNA from Pseudopodoces humilis (Tibetan ground-tit), 1772 nucleotides. It is a transcript of the gene SUMF1, whose product is annotated as sulfatase modifying factor 1. Gene Ontology annotation, molecular function: formylglycine-generating oxidase activity. NCBI's taxonomy places the organism in Eukaryota, Metazoa, Chordata, Aves, Passeriformes, Paridae. Gene Ontology annotation, biological process: protein oxidation. The record is from RefSeq and is a predicted model, not a curated record. Gene Ontology annotation, cellular component: endoplasmic reticulum.
GCGGCGGGCAGCGGGGGGAGCGCCGGGCUGGGGCCGAUGGUGCUGAUUCCGGGAGGGGUGUUCACCAUGGGCACCCACAAGCCUGAAAUCCAGCAGGAUGGAGAGGGGCCUGCCAGGAGAGUGCACAUUGACAGCUUCUACAUGGACCAGUACGAGGUCAGCAACCAGGACUUUGAGAGAUUUGUGAAUUCCACGGGCUACAUCACUGAGGCAGAGAAAUUUGGUGACUCCUUUGUGUUUGAGGGGAUGCUGAGUGAAGCAGUGAAGGCUGACAUCCACCAGGCAGUGGCAGCUGCUCCCUGGUGGCUGCCUGUGAAAGGAGCCAGCUGGAAGCACCCUGAGGGCCCUGACUCCAGCAUCUCCAGCAGAAUGGACCAUCCAGUCCUUCAUGUGUCCUGGAAUGAUGCCAUGGCCUUCUGCAGCUGGGCAGGGAAGCGCUUACCGACGGAGGCUGAGUGGGAAUACAGCUGUCGAGGGGGCCUUGAGAACAGGCUUUUCCCCUGGGGCAACAAAUUGCAGCCCAAAGGGCAACACUAUGCCAAUAUCUGGCAGGGAGAAUUCCCCACCAAUAACACAGCAGAGGAUGGCUACAAGGGGACUGCACCUGUCUCUGCCUUUCCCCCCAACGCUUACGGCCUCUACAACAUGGUGGGGAACGCCUGGGAGUGGACAUCUGACUGGUGGGCUGUGCACCACUCCCCACAGGAGCUCCACAACCCUAAAGGGCCGUCCUCGGGCACGGACAGAGUGAAGAAGGGUGGAUCCUACAUGUGCCAUAAGUCCUACUGCUACAGGUACCGCUGUGCAGCUCGGAGCCAGAACACCCCCGACAGCUCCGCGUCCAACCUGGGCUUCCGCUGCGCCGCCGCCGCCCCGGGGCCGCGCUGACACGGCCACGCGCCCGGGGACAGCAAGGGCUGUGCACCCCAGGGAGAAGAAACGUCAGCUGCAUCCCUUGGUGAUGACACACAACGGGAAAACCUUGCUUGAAGUUCCUGCUGAGGGAAGAAAAACCAGCACGACUCAGUGGCGCUUGGAGAACCUUCGUGUUCAUGAGCAGCUCCUGACCGGAGUGUUUUGGAUUCAACUGGAACCAAACUGAGCAGAAACAUGCCAAUCGUGUUUUCAAAGAUUACUUAAUCCCUGUAUUACUCAGGCUGGAAAAGAGCUCCAGAAUUAUUGAGUCCGACCCUUGACUGAUCACCACCUGGUCAACUACGAGUUCCUCCUUAGACAAGAUCUUUAUUAAUCAGUUUUAUUUAUGUAGAGCUUCUACACUUAAAUGCAAUAAGCAAAGACUUUGUAAACAUCUAGACAGUUUUAAAAGAAAUUCUAGGCAGUUAGGAAAUUCUAGGCAGCUUUGAGAGAGAAUGAAGGAGUCAAGAAUGAGGGCUGGGAGAUGACAGCUCUCCCCACAGGCAGCUCGCCCUUUGUUACAUUCCACUUGCAGUGAAAAUCAUGUCCAGAAAUGGGCUUCUUCUGAGGAGAUACUUGCUGCUCUUUAGGAAGUGCCUUCUGCAGCUGAGGGUGAUGAUCCUCAGGCUGAUUAUGAUUAGAAAUCUUGUACAUAUUUGAAUAAAAUAUCAAGCAUUUGUUUAUGCCAAAGACUUUUAUUGAAGGAAAAACACUAUUUCCUCUGAAUUUCUUGGACGCAGUGUAGGCUUAUUUUAGGGACUUGGAAAAUGCAAAAGUGGCCUCAUUAGAAACUGAAGCUAAUGAAUGAUUCCACUUGAAUAAAAGUCAUGGAAGUGACGGUAGAUGGAACUAUGAGC